Messenger RNA from Nyctereutes procyonoides (raccoon dog), 1442 nucleotides. It is a transcript of the gene CCNP, whose product is annotated as cyclin P. The record is from RefSeq and is a predicted model, not a curated record. The transcript is spliced from 6 exons. NCBI's taxonomy places the organism in Eukaryota, Metazoa, Chordata, Mammalia, Carnivora, Canidae. Gene Ontology annotation, molecular function: cyclin-dependent protein serine/threonine kinase regulator activity. Bases 194 to 1366 code for a protein of 390 amino acids. Gene Ontology annotation, cellular component: cyclin-dependent protein kinase holoenzyme complex; centrosome; nucleus. Gene Ontology annotation, biological process: regulation of cyclin-dependent protein serine/threonine kinase activity; mitotic cell cycle phase transition.
AGAGACAAAAAGAGAAGCAGAGACACAGGCAGAGGGAGAAGCAGGCUCCACGCAGGGAGCCCGGUGUGGACUCGAUCCCGGAUCCUGGGAUCACGCCCCGAGCCACCCGGGGGCGUCCCGAGUCGUAGUAGGUUUGAAACAAUCCUUACCUUACAGCCGAGGGAAGGGAGCCUCGGAGUAGCCGGAGUUUCUGAUGCAGGUGCCUGACCUUAGGUUUGAGGGGCCGGAGCCAAGCGGCGUAGCCCUCGCCAGCACCUCUGCACCUGCCCAGGUGAGGCGUGCUCAGCGCGCAUGCGUGCAGGCGCAACUUAAAGCGCCCGCCGCCGGCCGUUCGCUCCAGCAGGAAGAGGGGCGCUGGGCUGGUCCACCGCCGCCCCCCAACGCCAGCGUGGAGGAUGCCGGUGAGAUGCGGCGGCCGGGGUCCCGCCUCCCGGCCCUCUCCGGCGCUGACCCCCGCCCCUCUCCCUUGCAGAGCCCCGCCGCCUCCCCCGACCGCAUCCCCGACGGCCCGCGGGGGUCUCCCGGACGCCGGGAGGGGCCCCGCCGGCCGUGCGCGCCGCCGGGGCUGGCGGAGGCGCUGAGCGCGCUGGGGCUGGAGGGGGAGCGCGAGUACGCCGGGGACAUCUUCACCGAGGUCAUGGUGUGCCGCGCGCUGCCCCGGAGGGCCCUGCCCCCGACCGUGACCCCGGAGAUGCGCGCGCUAGUGGUGGACUGGCUGAUCCAGGUGCACGAGUACCUGGGCCUGGCGGGGGACACGCUCUACCUGGCGGUGCACCUGCUCGAUUCCUACCUGCGCGCGGGGGGCCGAGUGCGCCUCCACCGCCUGCAGCUGCUGGGCGUGGCCUGCCUGUUCGUGGCCUGCAAAGUGGAAGAGUGCGUGCUGCCCGAGUCCGCUUCCCUCUGCUUCCUGGGCGCCGGCUCCUUCUCGCGGGCCGAGCUCCUGCGCGCCGAGCGCCGCAUCCUGAGCCGCCUGGAGUUCCGGCUGCACCACCCGGGCCCGCUGCUCUGCCUCGGGCUCCUCGCCGCGCUGGCCGGGAGCCGCCCCCAGGUGACGCUGCUCGCCGCCUACUUUCUGGAGCUGUCGCUGCUGGAGGCGGAGGCCGCAGGAUGGGAGCCGGGUCGGCGCGCGGCCGCGGCGCUGAGCCUGGCGCACCGCUUGCUCGACGGGGCGGGCUCCGGCCUCGAGCCCUCGCUUUACAGCCCGGCAGAGCUGCGCCCGCUCCAGCCGUGCAUGGCCCGCGCCGCGCUCCGAGGCCCCGCGCCCGGCCGCGCCGCCGUCUUCCUCAAGUACGCGCGGCCCCAGCGCCAGGGCACGAGCCUCGCCGCCGCCCGCCUGCUCCGCCGCCCGCAGCCCGCGCCUCGCUGAGCCCGGAGGCCGCAUCAAAAGACUGUUCGUGUGUGUCCGUCUCCCACUUCAAUAAAAGAGUUUUUUUUAAUCCGGA